Molecule: messenger RNA, 2935 nt
Organism: Hydractinia symbiolongicarpus
Lineage: Eukaryota; Metazoa; Cnidaria; Hydrozoa; Anthoathecata; Hydractiniidae
Product: polyamine-modulated factor 1-binding protein 1-like
Exons: 2
Coding region: 95-1696 (533 amino acids)
Source: RefSeq, a predicted model, not a curated record
UUGAAAAGCUUUGUUAUAUCUUUUGAGAUGUUUUUGUAUUGUUUCUUUUAUCUGCAAUUCUACAACUUCUUAAAUUUCCAAAUUUUAGUUUAUCAUGUUGAAAAAUAAAACUGCACCAGUUAAUAUUUAUUGGGAGAAUGCUCCACUGGAGGAUGAGCAGAUAAAAGAUGUUUUAAGACCUGGUGUGUAUAACGAACCUGGUAAAAUUAUCAAUGCUUCUUCUGUCAAAGCUGUAGCUAAACCUUGGUUACAAAAUAAAAAGACAACAGACAGACAUAAAUUUAGAAAAAAUGAACAAGAAAAAAAGAUUGUGUCAAAGCAACAAACUGGGCAAAUCUGUUCUGCUACUCUACGUGAUCUUAGAAAGGAAGAUAAACAAAAAGUUGCCAAUCUGAUCAAAGAGCUUGCAAGAUAUGGUGAAGAAAAAGAAAAUGCUAUUAAGCAACUAAAUUUUUUAUCAUCUGACUUUGAGGCAAAAUUAAGUCACUUAGAAGAAGAAAAACAAUGUAUUAUCAGAGAAAAAGACAUGCUGAAAGAAAAACUUUUGAAAACUGAAAUUGAAUUUCAAGAACGUAAAAAACAAAGUGAGAUAGCUUCCCCAGACUCAAAGCAUUUGAAAAAUUCACCUGGAAAUAUAAGAACAUUGCAUUUGCAGCAUACUGUUCAAAAAUUGAAUUCCCAAGGAAAUACCGACAAGUUUCCUGACGUGUUUUAUGAGCAACAGCUGAAGUUUGAGCAGCAACAAGAGAUUUUGCAGCAACAAAUUGAGCAAUUGCAGAAACUGCAGGAGUCUUUAAUGUUGCAACAAGCUAAAAAGCCUAUUAAAAAGCCAUCAAGUAGCCAAGAGUCUUUUCUUGAAGAGAGUAGCAUACAUGUGUCAAAUGAACAAAGAGGAGAGAAUUCUCUUCGUUUAGAAAAAUAUAUUUUACAAGAUAAAAGUCAGGACUGCUUACUCAGUUUGAAGAAAGAGAAAUCAAAUAUUUUAUCACAAGAUGCUCUUAUUCAGAAUACUACCUUAACAGAAUUACCAAUAUCUGCAAGUGAACCUAAAAAGGUUGAUAUGUGUAUGCAGACAGAAAGUUCUCCCAGGAAAAGCCCUGACAACAGAUUAGAACAAUGCGAAAAAAGCAUAAGCCUUAUAGAACAAUCUCUACAAUUUUUUACCUCCAAAGAUUCUUCACGAAGAGACACAGCUCCUAUAAAAUAUUUAUCAUCACCAUAUUCCAAUGCAAAAUCUCUACAAAAGACUCAUAAAGCAAGGCACAGUCCAAAGAAUCAAGAUAAAAGAAAAGCUCAGUAUUGUAAGCAAAGUAAUUCUAAGGAUCUUUUAACCUCACUGAUACAUUUAUCAUCAGAAAGUGACGAAAGCGAUGCUGAGGAAUGCUCCACUUUGUUAACUGAACCAAAAUAUGAUAAUUUAGAUUCAGCUGUCAAACGAAAACAUUUUAAACCAUCUUCUAUGGUGCAACUAGCAGAGGGAUUACAACCUCGCUCAACAAGUACAUCUAUUGAUCAACACAGUCUUCAAAAUAGCAAGAAUGUCAAUGUAAGUAAAACGGAAAUUGAUUUUAAAAGAAUUGAAAAUAAAAAGUUUGCAAACACUUAUGCAAAACAGACCUUCAAAGGCAGUGAAAGUCAUAUUGAUGAUAACUUUGAGGAACAAACAAUACUGGAUGAUAUUUUCUUUAAUAAUUAGUAAAAUUUUUAGGCUUGUCUAUAUAUUUUAAUUUUGUGGAUUAUUUUCAUGUCUGCAUUUCCUUCUUAACUUAACUUUUAAAUUAAAAAAUGCCAGCUUAAAAUAAAUAUGCCAGCUAACAGUUUUUGUGAUUGCAUGUCGCUUUUCAUAUUUUUGAAUCAAACGUUGCAAUAUCAGGUUUUUGCUUUUUAAACUAAAAAAAAAAAAAAAAAUGGUAAGAUAUUUAUAUUUUUAGCAACCUUAAACUGAUAGACAAUAACCAAUCUGAAAAUGUUUGUCACUUUUUAUUUUGAAAUAAUUCCUUAUAAGAAGUUCAUGUCCUUUAUGUAUUUACACUAUGAUCAAUAUAUUAUUAUAAUUGUGGAAUACUUAGUUGAUAAGGUGGAGUUCUCUCUAUAUAUAAAUAUAUAACAUUCAUACAACUUUCUCAUUAGCAUAAAGUUUUUAGCAUUGUGUAGACUGUUUAGUGGCUGGAAGUUUUCAUAGUACAUAAAGUUUUGCCAACCCAAAACGUUGUACAGAGCAUAAAUAAAAAGAGAUAAAAAGGAACGAAAUAUCAAAGAACAUCUAUAUUUGUCUCUUUUUAAAAGAAAAUUUAUGUGGUAUGCCAGAUUGUCUAUUUUUCUUAUUUUUGUGAAAACCAAAACAAAAACGAUAAUGUGGUUAACAAAUGAUUGAAAUUAGGGCUAAGCAUAUAAACGAGGCUCAAAUAAGAAAAAAAUAGGAUAUUAAGGCUGAAAUAAAGAUAUAAAGUGUUCAAGAUGUAGCAGCCCAAAAAAACUUUGUUGGUCAAUCUAGAAAUCUUUUAACAUUUAAAUUUCAUUUAGUGUGUUAUUUUGUGUACAAAGAUGUAUAAAUUUUUACAAAUAGUUUAUUUUUUGUGUAUUGUAUUCUAAUAUUCUAAUAAUGAUUGUUCGUCUUGAGAGUUCUUUGCAAUGAACAGGAGUUAGGAAAUCAUUGUUCUCCUGUGUGAGUAUCUCUAUACACAUAUUUUUUUACCCAUUGUAGGUUUUUGAUGGUAAUAUUUUUGUCUUAUAGUCUGUAUUAGGAAAUUUUUUUUAAAAGCAGUUGAUAUUAAUCAUGUUUUCAUGAUAAAUACCUUACAGCUAGAAACUACUCAAGAUGAACCAACUGACAUUGUUUGUUUGUUUAACUUUUCUGUCAAUCAUGCUCUGCUCUUCUUGGAAGCAAUCUUCAGAAUUAACACUACUCAACGUUGAUGUAACAAUAUAUAACCAA